This is a messenger RNA of Fragaria vesca subsp. vesca, 1150 nucleotides long. RefSeq lists its product as uncharacterized. The record is from RefSeq and is a predicted model, not a curated record. The transcript is spliced from 4 exons. Gene Ontology annotation, cellular component: nucleolus. NCBI's taxonomy places the organism in Eukaryota, Viridiplantae, Streptophyta, Magnoliopsida, Rosales, Rosaceae. Gene Ontology annotation, molecular function: RNA binding. The coding region runs from base 290 to 904 and encodes 204 amino acids.
GAAUUGCCCUUACAUAUCUGGAUACGUAUCCUGCCAUAUCGAACACGUAUCAGGUUGUUUCCCGGGGUAUCCCGCUGUAUCAGAGAACAUAUUAUUAUUUUACAAGACACCGGCUACACGCGGCCGGAAACAAAAAAAUACGGCUUUAUAAGGCCCGAUACGCGUCCGGAUACGUAUCCGUAAAUAAUCUGAUAUGUGGGGGCAAUUCAGAUUUUUCAUGAUGGUUUUAGCAUCCUCUCGGCAGAAAUAUAAAACGCGCGCAACUACUUGAGGAGCUCUCUCAGCCGCAAUGGCAGCAGAGAAGGCUGAAGACGUGGCGAUUCCGGCGGCAGCUCCGCGUGGCCGUUACGUCAACAAGAGGGCUCUUAAGAACAAGGCCGUCGCCGUCACCUUCAACGAGAAAAGUCUCAGUGACUUUGUGUCUGGGUUUCACAAGAGGAAGAAGAAGAGAAGAAAGGAGGCUGAGAAGAAGCAAGGGGAGGCUCUCAGGCGUAAGCUUCUUGAGCUCCGCAAAAAGAGGAGACUAGAAAAGGAAUUGGCUCUCUUUGGUGGAGCUCCCCCUGCUGCUGAGGGAGAAGCUGAUGAGAAUGAUGAGGGAGAUGCGAGCCAGGAGGAAGAUGAAGAAAGUGAGCCAGAUGCACUGAUUUCUGGUACAACAACUUAUGACAAUGGUGACAUAAAAGUCACAGUGACAACAAGCGAGAUCUCUCAAGAAGAGGAAAUCCAUCCAGUUAAGAAGACAGAGGCUGUAGUGCCAGAAACAGUUGGAGCUAAUAAAAAGAACAAUGUUCCUGUUACCAAAAAGAAACCUUUCAAAAAAGUUGGAAAACGCAAAUCAGGGCCAAAGAUGCAAAAGAAAAGAGAUAAGAGGAAGGGAAAGGAAAAAGGCUCGAAGAGGCGCUAGCUACUCUUACCCUUAUCCAGUUCUUUGGAGUUUUUGGAUCUACCAUGUGUCCUUGCUUUGGAGAUAUAUGAAGUACAUGAUUUCAGCUGACCAGAACUUUCAUUUGGAUUUCGUUCGGGUUUAACUUUGAACAAUUUGUGAGCAGGUGGAAGUGGCAUUUGAUCGAAUUAAGAUCAUGCUUUCGACUGUAUACUAAAGUUUUCUGUACAAGACUUUUGAAUGAAAUCGUUUCAGUUUUGCAUUGUU